UUCUAUUGAGUUUUCGUGGUGUGAGCAUCAUUUAAUAUGUUUUUAAGCUUUGUUAACUUCAGGUUUUCAGGAGACAUGGCUAGUCUGAAGUGCACUCUGGGUCUUCUGGCUUUAAUGGUGGUUUCCAUCAGGGCUGAUGAGAAGAAGGCUAAAUCUGUCUCUGGAAGGAUUGAGGAAGCCAACAUGAACAUUGUCAGAGCUUCUGAUGGGUUCUUUGUGGAGGAUGACAUGGCUUAUGACUCUGACAGUGAGAGGAAUGCCGACCCCUGCACCUCCUACAACUGCAAGUGGGACCAGGCCAGUAAUGGCAUGGUCUACGUGCCCUACAUCAUUGCAGGCGACUACACCUCUAGAGAGCGGGCCAUCAUUGAACGCGGCCUACAGUCCUUCCACAGUGUCUCCUGCAUCCGAUUCAUCCAUCGAACCAGUGAAAGAGAUUACAUCCACAUCCAGUCUCUGGACGGGUGCUUCUCCUAUGUGGGUCGGCGUUUUAAUGAACAGGCCCUGUCUCUGAAGCGACAGGGCUGCCUGUACCAUGACGUGGUGCAGCAUGAGUUGCUGCAUGCUCUGGGCUUUAAACACGAGCAGUGCCGCUCUGAUCGAGACCAGCACAUCCGCAUCCUGUGGGAGAACGUGAUACCUGGUUGGGAGUACGCCUUCGACAAGAUCAAAACUCUGAACCAAGGAACCCCCUACGACUACAAUUCUGUCAUGCAGUACAGCAAGUAA
Molecule: messenger RNA, 729 nt
Organism: Siniperca chuatsi (mandarin fish)
Lineage: Eukaryota; Metazoa; Chordata; Actinopteri; Centrarchiformes; Sinipercidae
Product: high choriolytic enzyme 1-like
Exons: 6
Coding region: 37-729 (230 amino acids)
Biological process (GO): proteolysis
Molecular function (GO): metalloendopeptidase activity; zinc ion binding
Source: RefSeq, a predicted model, not a curated record